CAGACCUCAAUGCAUACAGAAGUAAUCUCAAUAUUUCGUUUAAGUUACAUGCGUGUUUGCUUGUGACUUACAAAGAGACAUCAUGCCGUACCUGCCUAAAUAACGUUUUCGGUAAUGCCGUAGCAAUAUUAAAACUGUAAGAAUAAGUUAUGUGUAGUGAUGUGAUAUGUCUGCGCGUUCAUGAUAAAGUACUGGCCCUUUGUAAAUGUAUUUCGGUGCCAGGUGCAUAAAAAGCAGCUGGCAAAAUGGGCAAGUUGUUGUCAAAGAUCUUUGGCAACAAGGAGAUGCGAAUUCUCAUGUUAGGAUUGGAUGCUGCUGGGAAAACUACAAUACUAUAUAAACUUAAAUUAGGACAGUCUGUAACAACUAUACCAACUGUAGGAUUCAAUGUAGAAACAGUUACCUAUAAAAAUGUUAAGUUCAAUGUUUGGGAUGUUGGUGGACAAGAUAAAAUACGUCCACUUUGGCGUCAUUAUUAUACUGGAACACAAGGACUUAUUUUUGUAGUAGAUUGUGCUGACAGAGAUCGAAUAGAUGAAGCACGCCAGGAGCUCCAUCGAAUUAUAAAUGAUAGAGAAAUGCGUGAUGCUAUUAUUUUAAUUUUUGCAAAUAAACAAGAUCUUCCAGAUGCAAUGAAACCACAUGAAAUACAAGAAAAAUUGGGUUUAACUAGGAUACGAGACAGGAAUUGGUAUGUUCAACCAUCAUGUGCCACAACUGGGGAUGGGCUUUACGAAGGCCUUACAUGGUUGACCAGUAAUCAUAAAUUAUGAACAAAUAUUUAUUUUUCAUCGAUUAGCCACAUACCAAGAAUGGGCCAUUCAGAAUGCAGGGCUCGAUAUAAAACGCUUUGGAGUAAGGAAGAAAUUGGUUACUUCAGUAAUAAGGUUCAAUCAGCGUUUCUUAAUAUUUAUACUCUAUGGAUCGUGAUAUUUCGUUUUAUGGAAACUAGCAAAAACAAAGAAACAUCAAGAACUGUAUUUAAUGUUGCAAUUUAAAAAAAAAAACGAACACGUACAUACUCUUAGAAAGUACUAGACUGUUUGUUUGCGGAUAACAAAUUUUAUUUAAUAGUAUACGGUCCAUAAAGUUAAAAAGAAAUUGGGAAACGCUGACUUAUACUAUUAGCCAAAGAAUUCUCAAUGC
Messenger RNA from Habropoda laboriosa, 1146 nucleotides. RefSeq names its product ADP-ribosylation factor 6 (gene Arf51F). The coding region runs from base 246 to 773 and encodes 175 amino acids. The record is from RefSeq and is a predicted model, not a curated record. Gene Ontology annotation, molecular function: GTPase activity; GTP binding. Gene Ontology annotation, biological process: vesicle-mediated transport; intracellular protein transport. Gene Ontology annotation, cellular component: cytoplasm. The transcript has 6 exons. Lineage: Eukaryota; Metazoa; Arthropoda; Insecta; Hymenoptera; Apidae.